Messenger RNA from Physcomitrium patens, 2833 nucleotides. RefSeq lists its product as uncharacterized. The record is from RefSeq and is a predicted model, not a curated record. NCBI's taxonomy places the organism in Eukaryota, Viridiplantae, Streptophyta, Bryopsida, Funariales, Funariaceae.
AUAAGAGGUAUCUUCGGACAACUUUGGUGAUAUGCAUCCUAGAAAUGUGGAGAGAUCAGAUGUAUAGAGGUCCCAUGCUUGUGCUUGUUGGGGUAUUAACAGAGGUAAUUGAUUCUGAAGUCGCAUGGAGAAGAGGGUCCAUUUCAUUCCAUCGGUGUUUCAGAGACUGCAUGUGCUUUCAUUGCAUAGGAUGAGUGUUACAAGGAUACAGAGUGACUUGCCUGGUGUAGGGUGAGUCCACAAGUAGAGCCAGUUUGCAUCUUCCCACCAACGAAUUGGAUUGAUGUGUUUUUGUUUGAGGACAAUUUUACUCCAAAGAUGGAGCAUAGUUUCGUUGACAAUGUGUGUUUUUGCCGACUGUGUUGUUCAAGAUCGUUCCUCGAGGCCAUGGGUAAGGUGGAUGUGUUGUUUCGAGGGCGAGGUUGUUGUUUCUAUCAGGGCUUCAAGUAGGGCCUCGUUGAAGCGGUAGAAGGCAGGAAGAAUUAUUGCUUGAGGAAUUGUGCCUUCCGAAGGGCGGCUUGGAGCCAAGAUAGAACAGAAGCUCUCAUGGAAUUUUGGUGUUUUGUAUCCUUGAGCCCAUGAUAAAGACGGUGUCGGGAGGUUUGGUUUGAUGGUUUGUUGUGUCUUUUUGGGCUGCCAUAAGACGGUUGUUGAUCUAGGUUUGGUGGUUACUUGCGGAUUGGUGUGGAUCUGUGAUGUGGAGACCACAUCCCUUGGACCGCUUGACGAUGUAGUUGUUCGUCAGCAUUCGAACGUGGGGGCCGACGGCAUGGUUAGGUAAGUAUCGGCGUCAUCUACAAACAGAACUUCGCAGAAAAUACUGAAUGUUUCUCUCAGAAACUCUUGAGUUCUAAGGAAAGGAGGUAGUUUGGAAAUCUGGGCCCAUAUUCCGGUCUUGAGGUUCGACUUGUUGAGGGGAUGAUCUGUAUUAAAAUAAGGGGACCAGCAAUAGAAUGUUAUGUCCCCUCCUUCCAGUGUGUACCCAUGUUCCGACAACGUGUGUAGUCGGCCCUCCUCUUGUGAAAACUGUACUUCGGAGUACUGUUACGACCUGUGAUGUGUGCUAAUACCAUGUUGUUGGCCAGUUCGUCCAUCCGUUCCCUGUACGAGUUCAGGCGGUCCGUGGGCAGUGAGAUUCUUAAGGGAAGGGGGCGGUCCUGAGUAUCUUGAGUAUUCCGCUCGCCCGCUGUCAAUGGCGACUGCGGAUGUUGAUCACUGGGGGGUUCUUCUAGGAUUGGUGUGGGGUCAUCUAUAGAUUUGGGAUUUAAGUAUUCUUGCGGGUAAUAUGACUGUAGGAAUCUGGCGAGGUUCGGGGCCACUCUGUUGACAAGCUUUGCUACAUCCUCAUAUUCUGUUUUGGAGAAGGAUAAUCCCGAAUGUGGGUGUUUCAUUAGAAAGGCUUUUCAACUCAAUGGCAAGUUUCCAACCACACUAGAAUUCACCCUCUCACGUGGCCCUCAAUGCCAGCGUGUCCUUGCACUCGUAGCAUGGUAGGGCAUCAAGCUCUGAACCCUCGCCAGGUGGAAUCUUCCAAGCUGGCAGUGACCUACUCAGCCUUUCACGGCAACGAUGUGGAACCCUCAGUGUCGCCGCGACUGCGAGCAGAGAGUUCGUCCAGCAUAUCCCCAUUCUCUCGCAAUUUGGGUCACCAGAUGGUCGAUGGCUUGUGAGUAGGACGGAGAUUUCUAGAGCUUCGUAGUCGCUGGAAACGAUUGCUGCUCAUUUUUGUCACCAGGUUGCAGUAAACUUUUCGCAUAGUUUUGGUUUUCUGAGGCGUGGUUGUGCGUUAGCACGAUGACGAAGCUGGCGUCUGUGCGAGCGACGAGGUUUUAUGGACCUGCGUCGAUGAAGUACGAGUGCGAGUUAGCCAACGCUGUUGGGUACCUGUUGGGCACAGCCUUGGUGCUCAUUGGGGUGGUGUUCUUUUUACCGGGAUGGAACGUACCAGUAGGAAUUUGGUGCCUGUUGAUCGCGUUGGUGCUCAUUAUUUGUGUUAACGUCCACGACUUAUACGCUCAGCUUGCGGGAUUCGACUUCCGUAUCCCUCUGGUGACCUUGGAUCCCCAGCUGGCGCUCAUCGAGAUUGCUGCUCCCCUUGUCCAGGCGAUUGGUGGUUUGCUCUUCCUCGUUGGGUUCAUCUUUUUCUUGCAGAUUACGUUGGGAAAGCUCGACUCAAUAGAUGUUGCAUAUGUGACGAAUCAUGCAUACAGCCUGGUGAUUGCGGCCUCUGCGUUCUGGCUUCUGGGUUCCAUCCACAACGCCUUUCAAGUGUAUGAAAAUACCGACACCAGGGUCCAGUUCAUGCAAAAAACCGUGUCAGUGCCUUUGCUUAUCGCCAAUACCUUGUUUCUCGUCGCGUCGAUAUUGAGUUAUGAGACAUGGACUCUGCCCCCCAUCGCCAAGAAGGCUGCGGUAACUGCUAUUUGGCUCGCCAUUGUUGCCGCUGGACUGCUUCUGUUUUCUGGAAUCAUGAACAUAAUCCGUGUUCUGGAGAUGCGGGAAGUGGAUCACACGGGAGGUCUCCUUGAGCCACUAAGGGGUGGUGCGCAGGAGGAACUGGAGCACAAGCGAGACGAAGACGAAAUGCUGCUCGACCGUGAGAAGUAUGCCGCUGAUGUGGAAGAAGGCUCCUCUUACAAACAAGUUGUUGUCACUGCCGAAAACUUGGAUCGAUAGAUGAUCUAUAUUACUCACGGAUCAUGAGCUAUUCCAAGAUCAGGCUGCAAGAUAUGUACAUAGCAGAUAGCUUCUUGCUUAUACGAUACUGCGUGUAUGCUGUUCCUAAUGGUCAAAAGUGAAAUGCCAAAGAUUACUUUUGUUUUGUUCCACCUUU